Fusarium musae is the source of this 1551-nucleotide messenger RNA. RefSeq lists its product as uncharacterized. The coding region runs from base 1 to 1551 and encodes 516 amino acids. The record is from RefSeq and is a predicted model, not a curated record. NCBI's taxonomy places the organism in Eukaryota, Fungi, Ascomycota, Sordariomycetes, Hypocreales, Nectriaceae. The transcript is spliced from 2 exons. Gene Ontology annotation, molecular function: protein binding.
AUGAAGCUCAUAUGCCUUAGCAGGAGGUACCCAAAGAACAUACCCGAAGCCCUUUUGCUGUUCAUCAAGAUGGAACUAGACACGAUGAUCGCUAAGGAAGAGGACAUCAGUCGAUUCAUUCCAGUUCAAGUCCAGGAGCUCUCUCAGAAGAAACAGCUCAGUAGUAAGAUGCGCUCUAUGCUACAAGAGACUUUUCUGCGGAAGUCUGCGGGAACCUUCCUUUGGGUUAGCUACAUGUCUCAAGACCUGCACAAACAGGGUGUGCUUGAUUUCGAGGCCUCUCUAGACAUGCUUCCGUCAGGAUUGGACGCUGUUUAUGAGAGAAUUCUUCAGAGUAUUGACUUUGAAAAGGGAAAAUUGAUCAAUGCCAUGCUCUAUUGGAUCCUGGUGGCCGCAAGACCCUUAACAGUAUGUGAACUGUGUGAAGCAGUAAGCAUGAAACCUACAAGGCUCUUGACCCGCGAAGAGGUCUGCAUUGAGCUAAUCAAGUCUUGCGGCCACCUGCUUCAAAUCGACAGUAGUGGCAGGUUAAGCCUCUUCCCAGAGACCGUGACAUUUCUACAUCAAAGUGCAAAGGACUACCUAAUGAAGUUCGAUCUCCCAUUAGGUUCCCAGGCAGCAGAUCUAGCAUACACCCAGCUCCACGAGCACGCUACAAUUGUUUUGAUUCGAUACCUCGAACAGAUAAAUUCCCGUAAAGGAAUUGCAAACGAAAGCAUACAUGAUAUAGCGAAUGAUUUUCCAUUGGCCUAUUAUGCUGUCGAGCAAUGGGGAUUUCACUUCAGGGAAUUAGAAGAUAUUACUCAGGUCAUGCGACACGGCAUGGCCUUCUUCGAAAAGGUUUCAGAGAUUAGACACAAGUGGCAAAACCUGUACGAACUCGAAGAAAGUGUGUAUGACUCUGAAACCGUACCUUUGCUUCAUUUGUCUGCCUUUCUUGGCCUGGAUAGCUUGGCGGAGUGGUGUCUGAGACAAGAUGGAGAACGCGAUAUUGAGACCGAGUGGGAGGGCGUGGCACGCACAGCUCUUGUCAUUGCCUGCGAGAAUGGUCAGGAGAACAUUAUUUCCUUGCUUCUUGACGCAGGCGCCAAUCCGAUUGCCGAUAUAAAUCGCACAAGUGCUCUUGGCGCUGCUAUAGUGCACUGUAACAGACGUGUUUUGCGCGUUAUGGGACGAACAGAACCUUGCCGGACGUUCUUAAUCAAUAGCGCAUCUGACCAAGAUGGCAGUUUGAUCUAUAUAGCAGCCGAUUUCGGCAAUGAGGAUGCAUGCCGCUUCUUAGUCGAGGAUCUUGGUUGGGAUCUCAACUGGCAAAGUGGAACUGUUGGUUACAGGGCGCUACUAUUUGCGCUAUCAAGUUGCAAUUUCGAACUCAUCAGCUGCUUUAUCAGAGAGUGGAAUAUCCCUAUCAGGAAUCACUCGGAGGUCCUCGAAGAGGAUAUCCAGGACCGAUAUGACAAGAUGCUUGGACCGACGGCGGAAGUUCAUAGAAGCUCUAUGGACGAAGCUAUGACAUUACUUGAAAGCUACUGUACCGUUCCUAAACAUUAG